Brienomyrus brachyistius is the source of this 2504-nucleotide messenger RNA. RefSeq names its product G-protein coupled receptor family C group 5 member B-like. Lineage: Eukaryota; Metazoa; Chordata; Actinopteri; Osteoglossiformes; Mormyridae. The record is from RefSeq and is a predicted model, not a curated record. The transcript has 7 exons. The coding region runs from base 554 to 1612 and encodes 352 amino acids. Gene Ontology annotation, biological process: G protein-coupled receptor signaling pathway. Gene Ontology annotation, molecular function: protein kinase binding; G protein-coupled receptor activity; protein kinase activator activity. Gene Ontology annotation, cellular component: intracellular membrane-bounded organelle; extracellular exosome; plasma membrane.
CAGACUGUGUCCAUUACAGUCCAUUUUACCACUUGUAUGUCGUUUUGGACAAAAACGUCCCCUGGAGAUCUUAAAAAAUAACGCUAGCAACAUCACUUUCACUACAGAUUUGUGAAGCUUGGAAGUUAUCAGUACUGAUUACUGAUAUUGGAAGGGGGAGUCAAUCCAAUCUCGACAUCACAGACAAUAUGAAGUGUGUAGUGGUCAGAAUUACCGACGGUGAAGAUGGCCUUUAGGCCGCAAAUGCUUGGAUGGCCCAGUCUGUAGAUUAUUGGACAAAAAUAUGUUAAUAUGGGUAUUGCUAAUGGCCGAAAUUUCCCCACGAGUCCAUCACGAACUUCAGGAAGUGGAAUUUGAUAUGUUUGCGUUUUUUUCUGAUUGGUUUACGCAGUAGCUGUAUUUGAAAGUAUACAAUACGUCAAAAUCAGGCAAACACGUAGUAAUAGAACGUAUUAGAAGAUAAGAAUCUUUCGGUAGAACACGAAGACAGUAUAUUAAGUACAUUCAGUGUCUCUUUAAACGGCUCGUGAAGACGACGGAUAUCGGCAAAGCAAUGGCAUUUUCUUCCAUGGUCCAUAUAAUUUUCAUCCUGUCCCUGGUCAGCCACAGUUCCUCCUUGGACGUGGCUUCUCCUCCUGGCAAGGAAAACACGGUGUGGGUCAUGGUGGCGACGGCAGCAAUGGUUGGGGCACUGGUGGCUUUGCUGUUGCUGGGGCUGGUGGGCCUGAUGUGGCAAGUGGCAGAGGUACGCAGUGGAGUGGGACCGCUGCUCCUGCUGCUCGCCGGCAUCGUUGGGCUCUGCAGCCUCAGCAUUACCUACCUUAUAGAGCGGGGAGAGCAUCUCUGCGUUGUACGGCGCAGUUUCUGGGGGGUGCUAUUCGCCCUCAGCUUUGCUUGCCUGGUGGUCCAUGGUGUGCGGCUGCGGCAGUUGGUGCGUGGUGCCCGUAGUCCAGGCAAUGGUGUUCUGGUGGGGCUGGCAGUGUUCCUUGCCAUAGUGGAUCCUGAGUGGAUCCUACUCAUUGUGGUGCGCAGGGACCUGUCAGCCUGUGAAUACCACCCACUGGAACUGGUGCUAACCAGUUCCUAUGUGCUGCUCCUGCUUGCGACAGCACUGGUGGGAGCAGUCUGGAGCCUGUGCGGGGGGCAGCCACAGUGGCGAUGUAGUGCCAUGUGGCUGCUCGCCACGUGCCUCUCUUCAGCCCUCCUGUGGACCACCUGGCUUACGUUACGUCUACAUGGCAACGCAGCUCUCGGCCUGUCCUCCGCCUGGGAUGACUGGGAGCAGGCCUUGCUGCUGGUGGCACAGGCCUGGGUGCUGCUGGUGCUGCAUGCCGUCCCUAAGGUCCACGCUACCUUGCGGGCCACACGCCACCGGAGGGACGGCUUUCCCUUUGAUGACAGCAGCUCAGCUUCUGAAAGUGACCAGAAUGGCACCAUGAGAACAGAGCCCAUUGCUCCCUGCCAGGGCAGCAUUGACCAGCCCAAUGUGCAGAUUUUCAUAGUGGAUGAGGCAGUCGUGUCCUCCAUGCCCCCCACCUUCACAGGUCCCCAUGAUGCACAGCCCCUCCCACUUGGGCCCCCCCAGGACCUGGAGCUAGGCCAACUUCCCUAGCUCAAGAUGGAAAUAUCCGUGGUGUCAUGACACUUUAAAGGAUGCAACUGCUUUGAAGGUUACAAUGAAGUCUCUGAUCUUCCACUUACUGUGUAUCCAGCGCAAUCACCCUCAGCACGGGAGCUCCGCAAGGCUAUGUGUUGAGCCCACUGCUGUACACCCUCUACACCUACGACUGUGUAGCCACACUCAGCUCAAAUUCCUAUGUGAAAUUUGCUGAUGACGCAGUAGUGCUCGGCCUCAUCUCCAACAAUGAUGAGUCUGCCUACUUGAAGGAAGUGGAGAACCUUGGAAGGUGGUACCUGCAUAACAGCCUCAAACUGAACGUCAGAAAAAUAAAGGAGCUGAUGUCGGACCACAGGAGGCAGUGGGGCUCCUGCACACCUGUCCACAUUAAUGGAGCUACAGUGGAAAGAGUGAGCACCUUCAAAUACCUCGGUGUCCACCUACAGGAGGACCUCACCUGGUCCAUACACGCACGUGCUCUGGUCAGCAAGGCGAGGUAGCGGCUCGAAUUCAGACAAAUGCUUCCGCAGCCUUAUGACCAGAAUGGAAAGGUCAAGGAGGAGCUUUUUCCCACAGGUCAUACUGUAAGGCUUCUAAACCAGGACAAUACUCAGUGCCUCUAGGUAUUGCUUUCACACUGUCCAAAUUGUUGGCACAUACCUCAGGCCUUUAUUGCACUUAUAUUGCAAAGCAAGUACCUCUUAUCUAUCACUUAUGUACAGAUUAUGUACAGCUGAAGAUUUAAUAUAUAUUUUUUAUCUCAUAUUGUUAUUUUUUCUAUGUAUUUUGUUAUCAUGCACGGCUGCUCAGAGUGACCAGGGUUACAUUCCACUACGUUGUAUGUGUACGACUGUGUACGUGACGAAUAAAUCUCUUGAAUCUUAAA